This is a messenger RNA of Lemur catta (Ring-tailed lemur), 4126 nucleotides long. It is a transcript of the gene SGPP2, whose product is annotated as sphingosine-1-phosphate phosphatase 2. NCBI's taxonomy places the organism in Eukaryota, Metazoa, Chordata, Mammalia, Primates, Lemuridae. Gene Ontology annotation, biological process: sphingosine metabolic process; phospholipid dephosphorylation. The transcript has 5 exons. The coding region runs from base 101 to 1288 and encodes 395 amino acids. The record is from RefSeq and is a predicted model, not a curated record. Gene Ontology annotation, molecular function: sphingosine-1-phosphate phosphatase activity. Gene Ontology annotation, cellular component: endoplasmic reticulum membrane.
CCCCGCGUGUGCCAGGCGUGAGCGGCGGCGCGAGCGGAGGGCACCGGGCGGCCCGGCGCGGUGGCAGCGGCAGCAGCGGAUCGCGGGCCCGGGGCUCACCAUGGCCGAGCUGCUGCGGAGCCUGCAGGAUUCCCAGCUGGUCGCCCGCUUCCAGCGCCGCUGCGGGCUCUUCCCGGCGCCGGAUGAAGGCCUGCGGGAGACCGGCGCGGACCCCGCGGAGGGCGCGGCGCAGGCCCCCGGGGUCGGGCAUCCCCCCGCGGCCAGCCGGCUGCAGAGCGCCGCAGUCCCGCAGGCUUAUGUACAGAAGUACAUUGUGAAGAAUUAUUUCUACUAUUACUUAUUCAGAUUCUCAGCCACUUUGGGUCAAGAAGUGUUCUACAUAACAUUUCUUCCAUUCACUCACUGGAAUAUUGAUCCUUUUCUAUCCAGAAGGCUGAUCAUCAUUUGGGUGCCUUUGGUUUUGCAGUUGGUGAUGUAUAUUGGCCAGGUGGCCAAGGAUAUCUUGAAGUGGCCCCGUCCUUCCUCCCCUCCCGUUGUGAGACUGGAAAAGAGAGUGAUUGCGGAAUAUGGAAUGCCGUCCACCCACGCCAUGGCGGCCACCGCCAUCGCCUUCACCUUCCUCAUCUCUACUAUGGACAGAUACCAGUACCCUUUUGUUUUGAGACUGAUGAUGGCCGUGGUGUUUUCCACCUUGGUGUGUCUCAGCAGGCUCUACACCGGGAUGCACACGGUCCUGGAUGUGCUGGGCGGCGUCCUGAUCACCGCGCUCCUCAUUGUCCUCACCUACCCUGCCUGGACCUUCAUCGACUGCCUGGACUCCGCCAGUCCCCUCUUGCCUGUGUGUGUCAUAGUCGUGCCAUUCUUCCUGUGUUACAACUACCCCGUGUCUGAUUACUACAGCCCAACCAGAGCGGACACCACCACCAUUCUGGCUGCCGGGGCCGGAGUGACCAUAGGAUUCUGGAUCAACCAUUUCUUCCAGCUCGUGUCCAAGCCCGCUGAGUCGCUCCCUGUCAUUCAGAACAUCCCACCACUCACCACUGACACGUUGGUUUUGGGUCUGACCAAAUUUGCGGUGGGAAUUGUGUUGAUCCUCUUGGUUCGUCAACUUGUACAGAAUCUCUCACUGCAAGUAUUAUACACAUGGUUCAAGGUGGUCACGAGGAACAAGGAGGCCAGGCGGAGACUGGAGAUCGAAGUGCCUUACAAGUUUGUCACCUACACAUCUGUGGGCAUCUGUGCUACAACCUUUGUGCCAAUGCUGCACAGAUUUUUGGGAUUACCAUGAGUCUCAAACAGUUGGAAAUGAGCCCACUGGACAUGAGAGCCAAAAUAAGUUGUUGGUGGGCAAGUCUGGACAACUCAUUUCUCUUAAAAAAAAAAAAAAAAAAAUCUUAAGUCACAUUGUGAUGCUACAGUUGAACCCAGGUAAAAAACCACAAUCAAGAUCUUUAAGGACUGCUCUCCCCAACCCAUUCUGUUAUCUGGACUUGGGAUCUAGUCAUGAGCUGGAAGGAACUGUGGCCUGGCUUAGGAAUGGCUCUGAGCCCUGCUGGGUUCUAGAGAGCCAGCAGAGAUGGGUGAUCUGGGAGGCUGGAGGAAGAGCUUUUCUCAGUUAUGACCUUGCCCAGCCCUGAAUCUCAUUUCCAAAGUGGGGACUUUGGUCCAGGAGAAAGGGUGGGGCCGUAUAAAACUGCAUUCCUUGGACAGGGUGACUUCCUUGUUACGAUCUAAUUAUACUGUACCUGCGUGGGUGGUAACAACACUCUGAAAUGAAGCUUGCUGUGAAAAGAUCAAAGGCAGCGGCAGAGCUAUGAGGUCAUGGGGAAGCGCCUGCCUUUUCCUUCAGAGCCCUGGUCUCCUUUUGGUGGUCAUGUUGAAACAGGGACCUGCUCUUCCUGGUUGAUACAUUCUGCGGGAUUCCAGGUGCCAUUACUACGUGCCAGGAAACACACCGGCUGCUUCGCCUCACCAGGCAGGUGGGGGUUAGCCUUCAGCACAAGUGGACACAUCUGGGACCCCGCCGCCCAUCUUCAGCCUUUUUUGCUUUCAUAUAAACUCGGAGGCGCUGGCAUCUGCCUAGGAAAAUGGACCAAUAGAAGAGCAGAUGAACCCAUUCUGUCCUGGAGCCUGACAGGGACAGGCCUCCCUGAUGUCCCUCCUCCCUGUCUCAGUUACUUUCUGUCAAUCCAGAAUCAGGAUCCCCUUCCAUCUUCUCUCUUCCCACCUCUUAUCUCUUGCCAAUCUUAAGGGUGAUUAAUGCAAGAACAACUUUAGCUUCUCUUGGGAAAACAAGCCAGCCAAAUAAAACACCCAUUAAAGCUAGGGUGAGUCCUCCUUAGACUUAGGAAAGUGAUUAUUAUGCAGACACCUAGGCUCCUCUUUAGUUCUUAAAAAUAAAAAACAGGUGUCAACACCUUUCUUAAAAGUUAGUGUAAAUAUAUACUUGACAAAGUAUCUAUUGAGGUAUAGUGCCUGAACCACCGAAGCCAAUGUUUUGUGAGCCUAACACAUCAUCACCAUGCACACACUUUGGGAAAAAUUACCCUCCUUAAAAGUUACAGACGUUCUUACCUCUGUAUCCAGUGUUAAAACUGAAAGCUACGUUUUCCUGAUUUCAGAUAUGUUCCAUGGCCCUACUGUUGGGAUGACCUUUGGGAUUUGACUUACUGCUCCAAUUUCUGGAGAAGAAUAAUUUUUAGUAAAACUCCUGCUUUCUCUUAAAAUUCUUCUCACAUUUAUUUACAUCAUAGUUAGAAGGCAGGGAUGAAAAUGACCUGCCUUGAUUGCUUUCACAUCAGACUCUGAGCAGCAUUUGCAGCACCAGCACUGGGGCAGAGACCAGUUUCCUGUACUUCCAUCCCCCCAGCUGCCAGACCAGAGAUCGCAACACUGGAUAUUUGCACAACAUGAUUUUAGUUGAUUUGUCUGAAGCCAACUGACAAAAGGAUUAGCUUUUCCCAUUUGUAUGUUUUAAAAACAGGGACUGUAAUUAUUGUCACAGCAGUAGGUGAUUGUAUUUCAUAAAUAUAUAUAUAUAUAUACAUAUAAAAAUUUUUACUGCUGUCUUUUAAAAGUCCCCAAAAUAAGAAGGUCAACCAGCUGCAUUGAUGUAUUUAAGAUUGUAUUUACCUAAUUUGGAUUAAGGAUGAGUAUAUUAGCCACAGAACAUUAAAAAAAUGACCCAAGGAUUUGUCAUGGUCACUUUUUAAAGUAUCUGAUUGCAGAAACUGGAGAAUAAAAAGUACCUCUUGGUGAGGCCAAGCUUAUUUUUGAACGCUCCUGCUCUGUGGCACAGAACAAGCAGCAACUAACUGGUGGGAAGAAGUCAUCAUCUGGUUCAAACUCUUGCCUUGCCAGCCCUCUUCUUUUCACUUCUCACACAGCCCUUCACUCUCUUAAGUUCUCUCAUACCCUCCUCGGACACCAUCGCAUGCCCCUUCGGAGUACGCCUUGCACGGCCUUUCAAGACAUGGAUUUUUCUCUCUGGGGAAAGACUGCCCCCUGCUGGUUUGGCUUCAGUCUUGGUCUGAAGCCCCUCUCUUGAUCUGCAGUCUUGGAGACUAAGCAUUUAAAAGUCAAGCUCAUCAAAAUGUAAACCUAGAACCAGUGGUCUGGCCAACCUUGCUUUCGGGAACUGUGACAAAGACACCAAGUCAUCAGGAUUAUUGGCCCCUCCAGAAACCAGGGAGAACAACUUGACCUUUUCCUAAUUAUUUCCAUCCUGCCCCCAACGUACUUCCACUUUGGGCCCUGGCGUCCAUCCUGCAACCUUCAUUCUAGAUGGCUUUCAUGCCAGUUUUGCUCAGACCUGCACCAUCAUAGAAUACUCAGAAGAUAAAAACGUAGAAGACACUCCUGAACUAAAAUCCCUUAAAUGGCAGUGGCUGAAAACACUCCACAAUAUGCCCAACAGUGUCACUGUAACAUGGGAUUUUCUCACCCAAAUAGGCAACUCAUGCUUCCAGUGUAAUCCAAGCAUGUGGUGUUUCGGUGCCAUAUGUCCCGGUUUCUAUUUUGGAAGCUCUCAGCUGUCUCGCUUAUGUACCAUAUGUAAAUUUAUUCUUUUGAAAAUAAAAAAAAUCACUUGUUUAUGACUUCUCAUUAAAUGCUUUAAAAGCCAGUA